GGAGCGGAGCGGACGCCUGCCGGCCGCGGUCAUGGCAGCGUAGGCUGCGUCCCGGCUCGGAUUGUUCCUGCCUGAUUUGUGCACCCUGUCAUUGGAUUUUGUCUCUUCUCACAGGUUUGAGUCUUCAGACGGACUGCUAGAGGACUCUACACCUGCCUCUCAGCUGGCUUUCCUGUUCACGAAGAGGAAGGCCAUCCAGACGCCCUACUACUGGAUCCCUUUCCUGCCCUGGAUCUCUUCCUACACUACCCUUUUCUGGAGUCCAGCUGUAGUGAUUUCCCACCUUCUUUCUGUCUGUGCUUAAAUGGCACAGCAUUUGGUCAGCACAUCUGAAAAAGAAAGUGUGAAAAGCAAAGGCCAUGGCUCCGUUCCGCUGUCAAUCAUGUGGCAAGUCUUUCCUCACCCUGGAGAAGUUCACCAUCCACAAUUAUUCGCACUCCAGGGAUCGGCCAUUCAAGUGCUCGAAGGCUGAAUGUGGCAAAGCCUUCGUCUCUAAAUAUAAAUUGAUGAGACACAUGGCCACACACUCCCCUCAGAAGACCCACCAGUGUGCUCACUGUCAGAAGACAUUCAACCGGAAGGAUCACCUGAAGAACCACCUUCAGACCCACGAUCCCAACAAGAUCUGCUUCGUUUGUGAAGAUUGUGGCAAGAAGUACCACACCAUGAUGGGCUACAAGAGGCACGUGGCUCUGCAUUCGGCCAGCAGUGGAGAUCUCACCUGUGGGGUCUGCACCCUGGAGCUGGGGAGCACCGACGUCCUGCUGGAUCAUCUCAAGUCUCAUGCGGAAGAAAAGGCCCACAAUGCGGCCACCAGGGAGAAGAAACACCAGUGCGACCAUUGUGAGAGAUGCUUCUACACCCGGAAGGAUGUGCGUCGCCACCUGGUGGUCCACACAGGAUGCAAGGACUUCCUGUGUCAGUUUUGCGCCCAGAGAUUUGGGCGCAAAGACCACCUUACUCGCCAUACCAAGAAGACACACUCACAGGAGCUGAUGCAAGAGAAUAUGCAGGCAGGAGAAUACCUGAGCACCAUUAACACCAUUGCGCCCUCAUUCCAGCUGAAGGCUGCACCUAUGCCACCUUUCCAGUUAGCAGUGUCCCCCCAGAACGGGCUUGCAGGUAGCUUGGCACCUGAGGUUCAUGGUCUAGUGCUUGCUCCCCCAGAACAGGCUCCGCAGCCUGUGCCACCAAUGCCAGAGCCACUUGUUACUCUGCACCCUGGGGUAGUUCCCACCUCUCCUCCUCCCACCCUUCAGGAUCAUCAGUAUAGUCCUGCUUCUACCUCAUAUGCCCCACUUGCAGGCCUGCCAAUUAAAGCAGAUGGCAAAGGCUUUUGCAACAUGAGUUUCUUUGAGGAAUUGCCUCUGCAAGAGCCUCUGUCGCCUCUCAAGCUUAACCCUUGUUUUGAGAUGGCUAAGGAGGGGAUUGGGAAAGUCACCCUGCCCAAAGAGCUGCUGUUAGAUGCUGUGAACAUAGCGUUUCCUGCAUCUCUGGAGAUUUCCUCCCUGUUGAGUUUUUGGCAGCUCUCCUCAACAACCUCCCAGAAUGGUUUUGUGAAUAAUACCAUCCCUGUGGGGCUGGGAGAACCACUGCCCCAUGGCAUAACUUGUCUGGCGGAGCAGCAGCAGCCACCACCACUGCUGCCACCACCACCACUGCCACCGCUGUCCCAGCCGCAGCCCCAGUUUCAGCUGCAGCUGCAGCCACAGCCCCAGCCUCAGUUGCAGCUGCAGCUGCAGCCCCAACCCCAGUUUCAGCUGCAGCUGCAGCCCCAGCCCCAGCUGCAGCCACCAAUACAGCUACAGCCACCAUUACAGCUGCAGCCACCAAUACAGCUGCAGCCCCAGCCUCAGCUGCAGCCCCAGCCUCUGCUGCAGCCUCAGCUGCAGCCCCAGCCUCUGCUGCAGCCUCAGCUGCAACCCCAGCCUCAGUUGCAGCUGCAGCCCCAGCCUCUGCUGCAGCCUCAGCUGCAGCCCCAGCUGCAACCGCAGCCUCAGCUGCAGCCCCAGCUGCAACCGCAGCCCCAGCCUCAGCUGCAGCUGCAGCCCCAGCCCCAGCUGCAGCUCCAGCCUCAGCUGCAGCUCCAGCCUCAGCUGCAGCUCCAGCCUCAGCUGCAGCCCCAGCUGCAGCCCCAGCCGCCGCUGCCGCUGCCACCACCACUGCCGCCGCAGCCACAGCCGCUGCCACAGCCACAGCCACAGCAACAAGACGCCCAAAUAGCAGUGGCCACUAUGAGUCUGGGCCAGCUCCCACUACCCCCGCUGCCCCAUGUUUUCACAGCUGGCAACAACACUGCUAUCCUGCCCCAUUUUCAUCAUGCAUUCAGAUAAACUGGUCCUUACGAGGGUGUUUUUCUUGUGGAAGAUGUUUUAAACACCAGUUACAGUUUGAAACAUCAGUUACAGUUUGAGGGGGGAGCUUUGGAAAACAGGAUUGGGGCUUUAGCUUAUUUGCCGUGACUAGCUUGAGAAAAAGAAUUCUCUAACUGCAUGCAUUGUGCCAAUAUAAUUAGUAUUCACGCUUUGUACCAAAUUUAGUGAGCGUGUGUGUAUUCUGCAAUCGAACUGCAUGUAUUAUCGUAUUAUCUCCAUAUUAUUAUCCCUAUAUUAUUAUCCUCAUAUUAUUAUCCUCAUAUUAUUAUCAUAUAAUCAAAACCAAGAUCCAAAACGUCAGCUGCUAUUUUGUAAAUAGUUUAUUGUGUUGACUUUAAUUGUAAGCAAUUGUGAUGAUGUUAACUAAGUACCUUUGUGUGUGUUACUGCCUAGAAAGGACAUGAUGGAAAAGUUUGGAUUUCUCCAAUUUGGAAAGCGUUUUUAAAAGAAGAGGGUAAUCUUUGUGUGGCAUUUAUAACUAGGCUGUGUGUGUGUCUUUUCAGGGACUUGUCUAUCUUCAGGGGACUUGUCUACCUUUAGGGUUGGAUAUAGUUUAGUUAGUCUUCUUGUAGUCUACUUUGUAGCUCGAUAGAAAAAAUUUGCUUGUGAAGCUAUUGAUUUCUUCAUUUUUAAAGUGAAUUGUAAGUGUAGUUUUCAAUAUUUUCAUGUGAUGUGUUGCAAUGUGAGUGAUGACUUCAUUUAUCUUAAAGACAAAACUGGUUGUCAAUUAUAUCUGACAGAAAAAAAAAAUCUCUGUGUAACCAAGUUAAGUAGCAAAAUAAUUGAGACAUCAGUCAAAGAGUCUUGCUGACUCUAAUACUCAUUAUGUUUUUAACAGGAAUUUAAGAAACUGUACUGGAAUUUUAAAAAAAUACGUAUAUUAGAUAAGACUUUUCUUUGCUUAGCUUAAACUGCUGCUUAAGCUGCUGAAGUUCUGAAGUACUGUUUGUAAUCACCGAUAAAAAGAAAAAUGUAGCUGUAGUUUGAUCAGUUUAAAUCAUUGUUAGUUUGUAUCCCAAGAGGAUUGCAUUUUGCAAUGUAACUGUGUUUGUAAUCUCUCAUUUGAUAUCUUGUUAAUCGAUUUUAGAAGUGUAAACCCCAAUCUUUGAAGACUCUGUAUUUCGUUUUUUGAGACUGUCUUUCUCAACAUAUAUACCCUACAUAUAAUAAAGGCUAAGCA
Psammomys obesus (fat sand rat) is the source of this 3555-nucleotide messenger RNA. RefSeq names its product PLAG1 like zinc finger 1 (gene Plagl1). Gene Ontology annotation, molecular function: DNA-binding transcription activator activity, RNA polymerase II-specific. NCBI's taxonomy places the organism in Eukaryota, Metazoa, Chordata, Mammalia, Rodentia, Muridae. The record is from RefSeq and is a predicted model, not a curated record. The coding region runs from base 360 to 2333 and encodes 657 amino acids. The transcript has 5 exons.